Messenger RNA from Toxorhynchites rutilus septentrionalis, 2654 nucleotides. Its product is annotated as dual specificity protein phosphatase 3. The transcript has 7 exons. Lineage: Eukaryota; Metazoa; Arthropoda; Insecta; Diptera; Culicidae. Gene Ontology annotation, biological process: negative regulation of MAPK cascade; protein dephosphorylation. Gene Ontology annotation, molecular function: DNA binding; protein tyrosine/serine/threonine phosphatase activity; MAP kinase phosphatase activity. Gene Ontology annotation, cellular component: cytoplasm. The coding region runs from base 695 to 1513 and encodes 272 amino acids. The record is from RefSeq and is a predicted model, not a curated record.
CAGCUAUUUUGGCUUUGACCGUGUUGUUUAUUGUUUUUUUUUCUGUUAUUGUAUCUUUUCUAUUUUCAAUUGUUUGUCAAUCGCGAUCAUCGGAAGCUAUGGAUUCUAUGGGUAGUUGUGAUGCUAAUAAGGGUUAUAAUUAGAUUUCGACUCCAUACAUGUAACGUGUGAAUCUACAGCUAUCAAAAUAGUCGGGCUUUUGUGGAGCGCGAUUUCACGUGAAUUUCGCUAGAAUCCUCCAGCAGCUCUGCCACUCUGCCACAACAAACCGCGGGGAUAUGGCUGUGUGAUUUAUCGGGUAAUUGGUUUCUAUUCUCCACCGGGUUUGUCGGCGACUGGACACAAACGAAUUGAGGGUCUCCCGACUCUCGGUGCAUUCGGUGCAUUUGAGUCGAGAGAACGACACCGGCGAUGGGAUCUUUCUAAUUGAAUUUAAUCGUUCGCUCCCGUGGUUCGCUGUUUAAGUUUGGCGAACUCGAGUGAUUAAUGCAUCACUAAUUAAUGCGCUAUGCUAAAACGUUGUUCGAGUGCUCGUGAACACUGAUGAGCGCAAAGGGCGACCCAAUGCAUACAAUAUAAACAUCAUCAGAUGUUGAAAUUUUUUUCUCGGUGAAGCAGCUGUUACUGUUUGAGGCUAUAAAUCAAACGAUCAAAAAUAAUCAAUUAUGCUUUGGGCUUCACUGGUUAAGUUGUGAUGGAUACAUACAAGAGGUCAUCAAAGCAGCAGAAGUGGUCGAAAACAGCCCUGAAAGCGGCCAUUGAAGCUGUACAACGGAACGGAACAUCUGUCAAGCGAGCCGCUGAGGAAUACGGCAUUCCACGAGACACGCUUGCCCGCAACCUCUCGGAAGCGCCUGAAGUCCUAGCGAAACCAGAACCAGAACAAGAGUAUUUAACCCACUACCGUAACAACGACAAGAUGGCCGAGCAGACUACCGGCCGGCAGCUGCAGCGGAUCCUACACUACUCGGUAACCCCCUGCCGACCGCUGAUGGGCAUGCGACGUUCCGAAUGUGCAUUAUACGACGUUGACUGUGAUGAAGUUUACCCUAGGCUGUAUAUUGGUGAUGCGUCAGCGGCCAGAAACAAACAGUAUUUACGAUUGAUUGGAAUCACACACGUGCUCAACUCGGCGGAAGGAACACGCUUCGGGCAGGUAGACACAGGCCACAGCUACUAUCGAGACAUGUCCGGGGUCAGUUCUACUUUCAGAUAUAUGGGCUUUCAUUUGGUAGAUCAACCGACGACCGAUAUAAGCCGCUACUUUUACAUCGCUUCGAAGUUCAUUGAGAAUGGAAUCAACAGUGGAGGCAAAGUGCUGGUUCACUGCAUGGUGGGAAUGUCACGAUCGGCGACCUGUGUCCUAGCCUACCUGAUGAUUGCCCGCAAGAUGUCCGCCGCUGAGGCGAUCCGAACGGUCCGAAUGCAUCGGGACAUUCGGCCCAAUGAAGGCUUCCUCCAGCAGCUGGCUGAUCUGGACAACGAAUUGAAACGGGACCGGAUGUACUAUUGACUCGAGUGUGGUCAACGUUUCCGGAAGAAAUAACGGUCCCUCACCAACUGAAUCCCUUUCCCGCUCUCUUUCCCGCUUCUUCCUCACCAGGAGAGUCAUUAUAUUUUUAACGCUGAUGGUAUGCUAGGGAAUCGCGGGGCUUUUCCCAACCGUGGGAAUGAGCCUCAACUUGGUGUUAAGCUUAGAGCAACUCGAGUGAAUUGUUAUUGAAUAUAGAAAGGAUAGAAGAUCUAUUUUAUACUUCUCGAAAAGAAGGAUUAGCGAAUGAAUACGGUUUGAUCUCAGCUUCAUAUUUCAUGACAGUAUAACAUAACCACAAAACAACCACUAUACAUAUAUUUACACACAAUUCAGAUGUGAUUUAUUUUGUUUAGUUGGAAUUCUUUGAUUCCCCCUGGGAGAGGGGCAAAAAUCACUCACCGUACGAAGAGAAAGUUCACCGCAAAUGAACCAUAAAUAUAAUACAAAUAAAAAUAACAUAUAUGCUAGAAUUUUAUCGAACACAGACAACCAUUUGUCUGCUUUGUUACAUGCUAUUAUUUAUACUACCACUCAUAAUGUUACACAUUUUUUCACAAAGCAUAAUGCCAUAGAUAAGGAAAAAUCCACUCGCAUGGUUUUAUCCAAUAUGGAAAGGCGAGGAAAACAAUGAAAUCUUCCUCUGACAUGGCGUAGCAUUAACAUGUAGCCGAGAAAAGCAAAACUCACACCAAAAAACCGAAAACGAAAACAAACCAACAAAUGGGGAGCAAAGAAUCAAAUGAAUUUAAAGGGAUGCGUAUAUUUUAUCGAUGGCAGGACUCAGUCAGACUGUUGCCUCCAGUGGUUUUUUUUUUUUGGCACGAAACCAAAGGCGUAAGAAACCAAUAUGUAGCGUAAAGGAUAAGUUUGAAACAUAGCACACCAACAAACUAUAAUCAGUGAGAGACAACAUCAUCAACCAAAGCAGUAACGUUUAGGAUGAUACAUACAUUGAACAAACAAAGUUUAGGAAUGAAACAUGACAGCAACAUAUAUCGGAAAUUCAUAAACAGUUUUUAAUUAGAACAAACAAUAAUCAUAGGAGAACCCUUUUGAGGGGAAGUGAUUAACAACGGCUCGAAUAAAACCAAUGAUGAAUAGGAACUUUUCCACAAAGGCA